Molecule: messenger RNA, 2446 nt
Organism: Nymphaea colorata (pocket water lily)
Lineage: Eukaryota; Viridiplantae; Streptophyta; Magnoliopsida; Nymphaeales; Nymphaeaceae
Product: phospholipase D alpha 4
Exons: 3
Coding region: 19-2262 (747 amino acids)
Biological process (GO): phosphatidylcholine metabolic process; phospholipid catabolic process
Cellular component (GO): plasma membrane
Molecular function (GO): calcium ion binding; D-type glycerophospholipase activity
Source: RefSeq, a predicted model, not a curated record
AGAGAGAGAGAGCCAGAAAUGGGGACACCAACAGAACUGCUACAUGGAACUCUGCACGCUUUCAUCUUCGACGCCACAUCUCCGUCUUCGUUUUCAAUUUGCAGCUGUAUAUUUGAGGAUCAGCUAGAGCCAGCUCGCGUGACAAUCAAACUCGACCGCGCCAAGGUUGCAGAAACCAGCCAUGAUGCAGCACGCGAAUGGAACGUGUGUUUCCACAUACUAUGUGCUCAGAGGGCCGCCUUUAUCCGUAUCUCUCUGAAAACCAAGUCAAGAACCCUUGGGAGAUUGAUCAUACCCGUCUCUGAAAUCACCACGGGCACACCAAUCUCUGGCUUAUUCCCUCUCCAAACUGAGAGGGGAAAGACCAUACCUAAACUCAAGCUUAGAUUCAGCCUCCACUUCAAAUACCCAUAUAGAAACCCUCUAAAAGAGCCCAAGUUCCCAGCCUUAUCACUUACAACAUUCCCACAAAGAUCAAACUGUAAUCUCAGGCUCUACCAAGAUGCCCACACCAGCCAUGACUUCCCUUCAACCUACAAAGUGGGCAGGAAUCUAUGGGAAGAUGUGUAUAAAGCCAUUGAUGAGGCCAGGCUUUUGAUCUAUAUAACUGGGUGGUCUCUCAACCCUAAGACUGUCCUCGUGAGGGACCUGAAAACCUCCAUUCCUGAUGCAAUUGGCGUUUCAAUUGGUGAGUUGUUGAAGAGGAAGGCCCAAAAGGGUGUUGCAGUCAGAGUCAUGCUUUGGAACGACGAGACUUCUUUGGCCGUUCUCAGGAACAGUGGCGUUAUGCACACUCAUGACGAGGAAGCUUACAGUUUCUUCCAAGGCACCGAGGUCGUUUGCAGGCUGUGCACCAGGGACCAUGCUGAGGCGCCGGCACUGUUUGCCCACCAUCAGAAGACCAUCACCGUCGACGCCGGCGCAAGCUCCGGCGGGCGCCGGGAGAUAGUGAGCUUCGUUGGGGGAUUGGAUCUCUGCGAUGGGCGCUACGACGAUCAGCAUCAUUACCUGUUCAAGACUCUUGAUUCGAUUGAACAUGUGGAUGACUUCUACCAAUCGUGUAUUGCCGACGCUAAAUUGCAGAAAGGAGGUCCUCGAGAGCCAUGGCACGACGUACAUGCUCGUGUGACAGGUCCAGCGGCAUGGGAUAUCUUGGCUAAUUUUGAGCAAAGAUGGAGCAAACAAUGUGAUUCUUCACUGCUACUAGACAAAGGAAGUUUAAGCAAUCAACUACCAACAUUGGAUGAAGGUACUUCCUCUAGGACGGGUGACUGGAAAGUGCAGGUUUUCCGAUCGAUUGACCGUGCAUCGGUGAGUUUCUUGCCAGAAAACCUCCAUGCUGAGUGCAGCAUCCACGAGGCCUACGUUCAAGCCAUAAGGCACGCUGAGAGGUUCAUAUAUGUCGAGAAUCAGUAUUUUAUGGGGGGAUGCCAUCUUUGGGAGAGCGACACUGACUGCGGCUGCAAGAAUCUUAUACCAGUAGAGAUUGCCCUCAAGAUCGCAAGCAAGAUCAGAAACAAGGAGAGGUUCGGUGCGUAUAUAGUCGUACCAUUGUGGCCGGAAGGCCAUCCUGAAGGGGAAGUUGUUCAAGAGAUACUGCACUGGUCAAGACUGACAAUGGAGAUGAUGUAUAAGAUUAUUGGACAGGCGAUAAUGGAUGCUGGUUCUGAAGGUUUACAUCCAAAGGACUAUCUGAAUUUCUUUUGCCUUGCCAACCGAGAACUGGAGGGUGAAGGGGAGAACUAUAUCCCGCCUUCUUCGCCAAGCCCCUUUUCCGACUAUUGGAAUUCUCAGAAGAACAGAAGGUUCAUGAUCUACGUGCACUCCAAGCUCAUGAUAGUGGAUGAUGAGUACGUGCUGAUCGGCUCAGCAAACGUGAACCAAAGAUCCAUGGAUUUCCAAAGGGACACUGAGAUUGUAAUUGGCUGCCACCAGCCCAAACACAUCGGGCAUGGUAAGAACUACGGUGGCGUGCAUGAAUUCAGGAUGUCCUUAUGGUGGGAGCACACUAAGCGUACAGAAGAGGAAUUUGUGGAGCCACAUAGCUUAGAGUGCGUGAGGAAAAUGCGCGAGAUUGGAGAUCGCAUGUGGAGUAUAUUCAGCGGGGAGGCCAUGGAAGACAUGGGAGGAGUACAUCUAGUGAGCUAUCCCAUUACAGUUUCAGAAGAUGGUCGUGUGGAGGACGACGGAAGGACCUUCCCUGACACUACUGCUCAUGUCAGGGGAAGAAGAACAUUCCUGCCACCAAUUCUUACGACAUAAAUAGCCAACUCUUGUUCAUAUCUCGCUCCAAUUAGUUUGAGAGUUAACAAAUGGAAUCUUUUGAAGGUUCAUAAUUAUUGUAUAUAAUUAUAUAAAACCUCAAGAAACUGUGUGUCAUUCUUUGAUGAUUGAAUUCUUAGUGUAUGGCGUGGGAAUCCAGCCAAAGUUGUAAGUAGAACACAAG